Bipolaris oryzae ATCC 44560 is the source of this 966-nucleotide messenger RNA. RefSeq lists its product as uncharacterized. The transcript has a single exon. The record is from RefSeq and is a predicted model, not a curated record. NCBI's taxonomy places the organism in Eukaryota, Fungi, Ascomycota, Dothideomycetes, Pleosporales, Pleosporaceae. The coding region runs from base 1 to 966 and encodes 321 amino acids.
AUGAAAAUCCUCAUCACAGGCGCCAGCGGCUUCGUCGGCCAAAUCCUCGCCCACCACCUCCUCGCCACAAACACAGCCACGCACCUCCUCCUCGCCGACCUACACACACCCCCGUCCCCGUCCCCCUCCUCACAAAACAUCACCUGCACAGCCGCAGACCUAACCUCUCGCGAUGCCUGCACCUCGCUCAUCGCCCAAAACCCGGAUGCAGUCUACAUCCUCCACGGCAUCAUGUCGAGCGGCAGCGAAGCCAACCUCGAUCUGGGACUGAGCGUAAACUUCGAAUCCGUGCGCACGCUGCUCGACACGAUCCGCACGCAGCGCCCAGGGAUCAAAGUCGUGUUUACGUCGUCGUGCGCCGUGUUUGGACGCGCGGCGGUGGAGCAUGUGGUGACGGAGACGGACGUGGUGCCUAUGCCUGAAUCGAGCUACGGGACACAGAAACUCAUGAUUGAGUUCCUCAUCAACGAUUACUCGCGGAGGGGUCUGAUUGAUGGGCGUGCGGUGCGGUUGCCAACCGUGUUUGUGCGGGCGGGGGCGCCGACGGCGGCGGCGUCGUCGUUCGUAUCGGGGAUUGUUAGGGAGCCUGUCAAGGGCAUCGAGGCGGAGUUGCCUGUGGAUCCGAAGAUAGGGAUUUGGCUUACGUCGCCGCGGACUUUGGCGGCGAAUUUGGUGCAUGCGGUUAAGGUGCCCAAAGAGAAGUUUGGGCAUUUUAGACAGGUGUUGUUGCCUGGGUAUACGGCGACGAGUGGGGAGAUUCUGGAUGCGUUGGAGAAGGUUGCGGGGAGGGAGACGAGGGCAUUGGUGAAGGAGAAGAGGGAUGAGGGGACGGAGAGGAUUGUGCUAAGUUGGCCGGCCAAGUACGAUACUACUCGGGCGAAGGAGCUGGGGUUUAGUGAGGAUGUGGGGCUGGAGCAGACGAUUAGGGAUUUCAUUGAGGGAGAGAAGUCGAAGGCUGAGUCAUGA